Molecule: messenger RNA, 2058 nt
Organism: Juglans regia (Persian walnut)
Lineage: Eukaryota; Viridiplantae; Streptophyta; Magnoliopsida; Fagales; Juglandaceae
Product: carbon catabolite repressor protein 4 homolog 1-like
Exons: 11
Coding region: 175-1896 (573 amino acids)
Biological process (GO): nuclear-transcribed mRNA poly(A) tail shortening
Cellular component (GO): cytoplasm; nucleus; CCR4-NOT complex
Molecular function (GO): poly(A)-specific ribonuclease activity
Source: RefSeq, a predicted model, not a curated record
AGCACAAACCCAAAACCCCUCUGCCUUCAGACCCAAAAUCGCAAACUUUAUACCCUCGAAUCAUCUUCUUCAUUGCAAAGAAGAGCUCCAAUCGGAGGCCCAAUUGAUCUUUUCUUGUUGCUGAGUGACAGUGUGUACUAUGCUCGUGAGCCACAUUCUCGUGUCCCCUCUCAGAUGGGUCCCCAAGAAUCAUCCGAGACCACGGAGCUCGAAGUGUCGGUGAGUCUGCCUUCGAAAACUCCAGUCAUCGACUGCGAGAUCAAUCCGUUCAUAGAUGUCAAGAGCCCAGGGUCUCAAAUAGUCCCAGUACCGCAUUCACUGGCUUGCAACUGGUACCGCGAACAGUUUACUUGUUCUGUCCACCAUGGUAAGUUGAGUACCUUUCAGUGCGUGUCCUGUGUAGAAUUGGAUUUACCACCCAAGGAGAGUUAUCAUUGCUCUUCAAGGUGUUUCUUAGAUUCGUGGAAAAUACAUAGGGUGCGUCAUCACAAUGCAGCUGAAGCUGUCUGUAGAAAUUUAACUGGCAAUAAACAAUCAGUUAGAGAGCUCAGGAGUUCUGGUUCUUGGCCUGCCUUCGGUGAUGCCUCAUUACUUCAUCAGAGUGCAAUGGUGGUAGAACGAGAAGGCAAAGAAUGGAUUAAGGUGGGAUCCUCAAAAGCUUAUGUACCCACAAUGGAUGAUGUUGGUUUAAGAUUGAGGCUGGAAUCUGCAGCUGUAGACUGUUCGCAGGGUAUUCAUUUGUCUCCAGUUAAUAUGAUAGUGACUGAUCCUGUGAUUACUCCUCCAUCUGCUCCUCAUCGUCAUAUGGUCCAAAUUAGACAUCUGCAGAAAUCUUCUGAUGAUGUAGUGUUUACUGUGCUAUCCUAUAAUGUCCUUUCUGAUCUGUAUGCUACCGGAAAGAUCUAUGAUUACUGCCCAGCAUGGGCUCUUUUAUGGGGCUACCGUCGACAGAAUUUGCUCCGUGAGAUUAUUAAAUAUGGUGCAGAUAUCCUUUGUCUUCAAGAGGUGCAGAGUGAUCAUUUUGAAAAUUUCUUUGAGCCUCAGCUGGCAAAAUGUGGGUACUCAGCUGUGUACAAGGAAAAGACCCAAAGGGUUUAUACAGGCAAACGGUAUGUAAGUGAUUGGUGCGCAACAUUCUACCGUAGGGAUCUAUUCAAAGAAAUUAAGAAAUAUGAGAUUGAGUUUAGAAAAACAGCAUUGUCAGUGGUUGAAGCUUUGAAGCCUGAAGACAGAAAUUCCGCCCGCAUCCACCUGGCAAAGGACAAUAUUGCACUUGUCGUUGUAUUAGAAAAAAUGCAAAAAGGCAGCACCACUGAUGCCAUUCAAACUCGCAUUUGUGUGGCCUUUUAUCAUCAGGCAAACACCCACAUAUCUGCAAAUCCAAAACAUCCAGAUGUAAAAUUAUUUCAGGUUGCAAACCUUGUAAAUGGACUUGAGAAAAUUGCCCAGUCACAAAUUCCUCUACUAUUGUGUGGGGAUAUCAACUCUCUUCCUCAAAGUGAUCCUCAUACCUUCAUAGUCAGUGGCAGAAUUAACCGUACUCGUGCAAGGGAGGAUGAUUCAAAUGGUAUAUAUCAGCAUCUCAAGCUUUAUCAUUCAUUGUGUCUGUUAAGUGCAUAUGCAUCCUCCUGUCAGUCAGAUCUCGGAACCAAGGAGCCGGUAUUCACUCACGUUACGCGAGAUUUCUGUGGAACCUUAGAUUACAUAUUCUACACAGCGACGGAUAUGAUUCUUGAAGGUUUGUUGGAACUUCCGUACCUUGAAAGCACUGAACCUAGCCUUCCAUCACCUAUUUGGUCUUCAGAUCAUAUUGCUCUCAUGGCAAGAUUCAGACUCAAACGACCUUCCCGCUGGAGACCAGACCCACUACCUCUUCCUCUAAACCCGUGGCAGUAAUUAAGCAGUAGUACUACAUUGGCAGAGUAGUUCCGUUGGCCAGAGAGUUAUAGCAGGCAGUAUGUAAAUGCGGUUCUGUCUCAACGAUCUUUAUGGUUGGUCCAUUUUUUGAAGUUUCAUCAUAUGAUAAAACUUUGGUAUAUAAUUACUGAAAAAUGGUGA